Messenger RNA from Notodromas monacha, 1122 nucleotides. The record is from the annotation of a GenBank genome assembly. NCBI's taxonomy places the organism in Eukaryota, Metazoa, Arthropoda, Ostracoda, Podocopida, Cyprididae.
AUGCAGGAUGGCACACGGAGAACCAAGGCGGCGGCGGCGGGGGCGGCAGAGGCGCCGGAGGCAGCGAACGACGACGAGUCCCCCGCGGCGGCGGUCUCGGUCGCCGAACUGGACUUUGACAAAGUGCUUAAACAUAUCGGCGAAAGGGGCAGCUACCAGUUGUACAUCUACUACUUGUUGUGCAUCCCGGCUACUCUGCCUGCUGCCUGGCUAGCCUUCAUCCAGGCCAGAAUUUUGUAUCCGUCAUUUUUCAAGGAAUCUGGGCCACUUUAUCACGUGUUCGUUUCAGCUUCUCCGGAGCACUGGUGUCGAGUGCCCGGGGCAGUGCUGGACUCGAACCUCACAUUGGGUCACAGGAAGAACCUGACGGUGCCCCGGCAUUUGCGGGACGGUCGCCUGACCUACGAAUCGUGUCGCAUGUAUGACAUCAACUUCACUGACUUGUUCCUCACCACUGGCGCCUGGCCCGAGGACGCCAGUCCACUGUGGCCCACUGCGCCAUGUCGCUUCGGCUGGGAGUAUGAUCACACUGACUAUGACCGUACACUCGUGACUGACCUUGAUGUAGUUUGUGACAACGAAUGGUUGGUGACGACUGCCAGCACAUUUUUCUAUGUCGGAAGCCUGAUCGGAAAUCUGAUCUUCGGUAGAAUCGCGGACAGAAUGGGCAGAAGAACCGCGUUCUUCAUCAUCAUUGGUUGCCAAGUAACCCUUUCAACCCUCACGGCAUUUUCUUCGUCGUACGCCAUGUACACAGUGUUGAGAACUCUGGUUGGGCUGACUUUUCCUGCUGAUUUCCAGAUCCCUUUCAUCCUGGAGAACGGGUAUUGGUGGAUUAUCCCCGAGAGCCCCAGGUGGCUUUUGACUCAGAACAGGAUUGAAGAGGCUGAAGAGAUUGUGCAAAAAAUGGCAAAGGUCAACAAGGUUCCCAUUCCUCCUGGAUACCUCAAGUCCAUGGUUUCCGUGCACAGCAACCACCACAACGCAUUGGUAACACUGCGUAUCUCCACAACUCCAGUAUACAGUUCGAAUGCCCUCAUUUUUCCCUCCCGGAGAAAAGAAAGAUACAAAAAUGUCGGAUUCCUCGCAACUAUGGAUACAUUACCUGCUUAUACUAUCUAA